GUGAGCAAGAGCAAAACCAAGAAGAUUCAGGUCAUCAUAAUCAAGAGGAUGAUGCUCAGUCUAGUGGAGAUGGGCAAGGAGAGUCUACUGGUUCAGGGGAGAGUGUGGCUCAGUCUACUGGUUCAGAUGAGAGUGUGGCUCAGUCCACUGGUUCAGAGGAGAGUGGAGCUCAGUCUAGUGAAGGGCAUCUGAUGGAAUCAAACGACUUUAGCAGAGAGAUGAAGACAAGAUCAAGUUAUCAAGUGAAGAAAGGGAGAGAAAACGAGUGGAUCUGGUCAGAUUGGGUGAAAACAGUUUUUGGAAGCUGUGGGAUUUGGAGUAAUCAGAUAAAGGAAGAACCUUUAAAGGAGUUGGUUAUUUUUGAAGAUGAAGCUGUUCAAGAGAUCACUAGAAAGAGUGGGAUUGAAGCAGCUAGUGAAGAAAGGUCCAAACUUGUGAAGGGCAGUGAGGACAAGAGAGUGAUCCGUGACUGGAAACAAGGAAAGGAUGAGCUUUAUCAGCUUGUGGGAAGGCUGAAAGAAGUGUGGCUGAAGCUUACAGCAAGGCCAGAGGUAAUUCAAGAAAGGAGAGAACAAGAUGUUAUCUUUAACUUUCUUGUGAAUGAGAUGUGUGAGCUUGUUCAAUACAUUUGUGAUGUGUGUGAGAAGAACAAGAAGUCAAUUCAGUGGAAGGGUGUUACAAACUGUAAGAAGGGAAGGUUGAGAAAGCUUUCCAAAGUAUGGUUCAUGAGGAGAAAGGCUUGGAGGAAGGACAGUGAGUCUGGUUAUCUGAGUGACAAGAUGAGCUUGAAGAUGAUCAAGGAGGCUGCGCAACUAGUGGUGAGAGGAGAGUGUGAGCAAGAGCAAAACCAAGAAGAUUCAGGUCAUCAUAAUCAAGAGGAUGAUGCUCAGUCUAGUGGAGAUGGGCAAGGAGAGUCUACUGGUUCAGGGGAGAGUGUGGCUCAGUCUACUGGUUCAGAUGAGAGUGUGGCUCAGUCCACUGGUUCAGAGGAGAGUGGAGCUCAGUCUAGUGAAGGUGAGCAAGAGCAAAACCAAGAAGAUUCAGGUCAUCAUAAUCAAGAGGAUGAUGCUCAGUCUAGUGGAGAUGGGCAAGGAGAGUCUACUGGUUCAGGGGAGAGUGGGCUCAGUCUACUGGUUCAGAUGAGAGUGUGGCUCAGUCCACUGGUUCAGAGGAGAGUGGAGCUCAGUCUAGUGAAG
Brassica napus (rape) is the source of this 1196-nucleotide messenger RNA. RefSeq lists its product as uncharacterized. The annotation marks the transcript as partial. NCBI's taxonomy places the organism in Eukaryota, Viridiplantae, Streptophyta, Magnoliopsida, Brassicales, Brassicaceae. The transcript is spliced from 4 exons. The record is from RefSeq and is a predicted model, not a curated record.